AUGGAAACAUUAGAGUGUGUUGGAUAUUCAUUAAUUGUAAAUGUUGCUGGCUCGAAUAAGGCGGACACGCAUGGCAAAUUAUGUGUGAAUAUUGAAUUUAGAACAAGAAAUCAGCGUGGAGAAAAAAAACUAAGAAAUACUCGGAUUUCUGUUUCUGAAUUUGUCGGUUUUUUACAGGAGUUGCGUAAAAUGCAAGAUGUGUGCACUGAACGUUACAGCAUAAUAUGUUUGUAUACUUUUUUACAUUAG
Molecule: messenger RNA, 249 nt
Organism: Brugia pahangi
Lineage: Eukaryota; Metazoa; Nematoda; Chromadorea; Rhabditida; Onchocercidae
Source: the annotation of a GenBank genome assembly